Molecule: messenger RNA, 1917 nt
Organism: Marmota monax (woodchuck)
Lineage: Eukaryota; Metazoa; Chordata; Mammalia; Rodentia; Sciuridae
Gene: Bnip2
Product: BCL2 interacting protein 2
Exons: 13
Coding region: 394-1395 (333 amino acids)
Biological process (GO): apoptotic process
Cellular component (GO): cytoplasm
Source: RefSeq, a predicted model, not a curated record
AGUCACUUCCGCUGGGGCAUCUCACUGCGUCCGGGUCAGCUUCUGUCGCCUCUUCUACAGCUGCGGCCGGGAAACCGGGCUGGACUUUCUACCGCUGACCGAGGGGAGCGGGCUCCGCUCGGUGCCGCCUUCUGCGACCUGGCCGUCAGCCCCACGUCGCCGGCCUGGAGGGGCGAAGAGAACGAGGGGGCCAAGGCUUCCUCCGGGCGUCGGCCCAGGUGCAGAACAAAGAAACUUGGACUUCUGGUGUGCCUCAUACCCUCGGGGGAUAGACACGGAAACAGCCUAAGUAACCAGGGCUUAAAUAGAUCUUCUGGGAAGCUAAAACAAAUAUAGGAUAUUGGCUCUCUGGAUUAUCAGGAGUCAAUAGUUGACAUUGAAUCCAGGCUGAGAAUGGAAGGUGUAGAACUGAAAGAAGAAUGGCAAGAUGAAGAUUUUCCAAUACCUUUACCAGAAGAUGAUAGUAUUGAAGCAGAUAUACUAGAUGUAACUGGACCAGAGAGCCAGCCUGGCUUACUAGAAGUUAAUGGAAAUAAAGUAAGAAAGAAACUAAUGGCUCCAGAGAUUAGCUUGACACUGGAUCCGGGUGAUGGCUCUGUGUUGUCAGAUGAUUUGGAUGAAAGUGGGGAGAUUGACUUGGAUGGUUUAGACACACCAUCAGAGAACAGUAAUGAGUUUGAGUGGGAAGAUGAUCUUCCAAAACCCAAAACAACAGAAGUAAUUAGGAAAGGCUCAAUCACUGAAUAUUCAGCAGCAGAAGAAAAAGAAGAUGGACGACGCUGGCGUAUGUUCAGGAUUGGAGAACAGGAUCACAGGGUUGAUAUGAAGGCAAUUGAGCCCUAUAAAAAAGUUAUCAGUCAUGGAGGAUAUUAUGGGGAUGGAUUAAAUGCCAUUGUUGUAUUUGCUGUCUGUUUUAUGCCUGAAAGUGGUCAACCUAACUAUAGAUACCUGAUGGACAAUCUCUUUAAGUAUGUUAUUGGCACUUUGGAGCUAUUAGUAGCAGAAAACUACAUGAUAGUUUAUUUAAAUGGUGCAACAACUCGAAGAAAAAUGCCCAGUCUGGGUUGGCUCAGAAAAUGUUAUCAGCAAAUUGAUAGAAGGUUACGGAAAAACCUAAAAUCCCUAAUUAUUGUGCAUCCCUCUUGGUUUAUCAGAACACUCCUGGCUGUUACAAGACCAUUUAUUAGCUCGAAAUUCAGCCAAAAAAUUAGAUACGUCUUUAAUUUGGCAGAACUAGCGGAACUUGUUCCCAUGGAAUAUGUUGGCAUACCAGAAUGCAUAAAACAGUAUGAAGAAGAAAAGUUUAAAAAGAAACAAAAAAGAGUUGAUCAAGAACUUAAUGGAAAACAAGAUGAACCGAAAAGUGAACAUCCUAAACUUGGCAUGCUGACUUAAGUCCAGUUAUGGGAGAUGCUAGAGGAUUCCUUGGAUGAAGCAUUCUUCAGCAGCCUUUUGACUGGGAUCCAGCAGCUCUAGACAGAUCCUUUAUUAAUGUCAUUACAAUGAAUUAAGCCAAAACCAUUAUUCUUGCUGAAAUCUUAGAAACACUUUGUAUUGAAGAAAUAAACUGACAAGAACUAUUCAGUUAUUCCUUCAGAAUUUGGGGAUUAUGAAUAAAGAUGUUGGAUUUAAUUGUGGUUAGAUAACACUUGUAGACAAUUUUAAGUAGUCUUUCAUCUGUGUGUCUCAAAGUGGACGGGGCUUUUUAAUAGAUGGUUUUGCACCACAUUAAGUAUUUGGCUCUUCAGUUUCAAAAAUACAUAAUAAUUUUCACUCAAUUCUUUUAUUGUGUUUAUUAACUUAUUUUUGCAGAAAUUGUUCCUAAAUAUAUAUUGUUGCAAAAUGGUCUGUUUCAAUUUUUUUUAACAGAAGUAGCCUAUUUGCUGUCAGAAUAUUAAAAUUCAGAAAGAACAAUGA